Molecule: messenger RNA, 2020 nt
Organism: Andrographis paniculata
Lineage: Eukaryota; Viridiplantae; Streptophyta; Magnoliopsida; Lamiales; Acanthaceae
Exons: 3
Coding region: 215-1768 (517 amino acids)
Molecular function (GO): protein binding
Source: RefSeq, a predicted model, not a curated record
CUGUCGAUGGUAUUCCUCAACAAAAACCAAAACCAAUUCAUAUAUCCAUCCCCUGCCCGAUCCGAUUGACUGUUCGAAAAGCUUGACGAGAAAAAAACAACACGAGAUUCAUUCAUUCAUUCCCGUCUCGCCGCUCCCUCCGAUCGCUCACCCCUGCCCUAAUUAGAGCCUAGAGAAUCAAGGCAUCUGUUCGGAAACCAUCCGACGAAUCAUCAUGAAUUCGAGCUACGGAAAAUCGAGCAGCAAAACGGGCUCGAUUAACGCCUUCGAUUUCGAUCUCGGGUUGGGCGGUGGCCGCGGUGGAAAACCCUUGAAUGAUCAGAAAGCCCAAACGGCGUCGUAUUCAUCCGCACCUUCAUGGACCCCUUCCCAGCCCAACAAGCCGGCGUGGACGCAUAAGCCGGCCACUCCGGCUCCGGCUCCGGCUCCGUCCUCCGGGCCCGGAUCCCUCUCCGGCCCGACGUCGAUGGUAGGAGACAUUUUCGGGAAGAGCUGGAAUUCAUCUGCCCCUUCCAAUACGGGUAUUGGGAUUGUCAACAGUAACAACCCCAAUCUGUUCGGCGAUUUGCUCGGCUCAGCCAUGGGCCAGAGCAAGAGCACCAGCAACGUUCCAUUGAAAAGCUCUGCUCCGGCGACAGCUCCGCAUAGGUUUUCUAUGGGAUCAAUGGGCAAUUCAUUGCCAAAAACCGGGAGCUCUGCCCAAACAUGGGGGACGAACGUUAGUAAUGUAGGUGGAAGUGUGAAUUCUAGUGGCAAGGGUAAUAAUAUUAAUUCGAGUUCGAGCUCGAGCAUUGGUGGAGGGAAUGUUAACUUAGGGGGGAAUAGUAAUCGCAGCCCGAAUCUUGGCGGCCCUUUGAUGAAAAGUAUGGCCGGAGGUGGAAUUGGAGGUGGUGGAAUGGGGUCAAAUAAGGACCCUUUUGGAUCAUUGGUCGAUUUCACGUCUAAACCCGUUGGUGGGUCGAGUAAACAAAGGGACCAGAGUGGUUUAGGGAAUGAUUCAUUUGGAGCAUUCCAAAGCAACACAAAUGGUUCAAGUUCAACAUCUUCCUUGGAUAAUGAUCCAUUCAGCAGUUUUGGGUUUUCUGGCAGUCAAACCAACAAUUCGAAAGCAAGUGGCAGUUCAGCUUCAGCAUUUUCUUCUGGUGUAUCUCCGGAUAUGAUUGGUGACUUUGGUUUUCAAAGUAGUCAGCCAAGCAAUCCAACUCAGCCUCCAAUGCAGUCCUCGGGUGGGAAUGAUUUUGAUGCUUUGUUUUCAUCUUCUGGCGGGGCUGGGGGAUUUACGGACCAGAAGUUUACAGAGGGGGAUGAUUGGGGAAUAAAUUCAGAGUUCGAUGAUUCAUCAGUGGGUGGGACAACAGAGCUGGAUGGCCUUCCUCCUCCUCCCAGUGGAGUUUCUGCUCCCAUUGCACAGAGUAAAGGUGUUGACAAUUAUAAGAAGGGCCAAUUUGCGGAUGCCAUCACAUGGUUGUCUUGGGCUGUUAUUCUUCUAGAGAAGGCUGGAGACAUGGAUGGAACGAUGGAGGUCUUAAUCUGCCGGGCUUCCUGUUACAAGGAAGUUGGGGAGUAUAAGAAAGCUGUGGCUGACUGUACAAAGGUGCUGGAACAGGAUGGCAAGAAUGUUUCGGUCCUAGUGCAGCGUGCACUUCUGUACGAGAGCAUGGAGAAAUACAAGCUCGGGGCUGAGGAUCUGAGGACUGUAAUGAAAAUUGAUCCUGGGAAUAGAGUUGCAAGAAGCACAGUACAUCGGUUGGCAAAAAUGGCUGAAUAGAAAAGAAGCCAUUCUUUCAAGCUCGUGAAAUAUUCACAGUGAGUCCUCUUUGUGAUUUAUACUACACUCACAUCACAUAUGAUAUGAUAUGAUGGUUGAGAGGUGCAAUUGUUGUUGGCAUAUUGUUGUGAUUGCUCUUUCAGUUUGGAAAAUAUUUGAUCUGUUUGUUUGUUGCCUUGGCAAUACAUCGACGGACAGACACAUGAUAUCUUCUUCAUAAUGGACAAAUAUUAAAGUUGUACUUGUGCCUCA